ACUGAGGUUGGUGAUGGGUUGAGUCUGAGAUAUAAGAAGUCGGCGUCCCGCCAAGACUGAUCUCUGAAUAGCAAUCAACGACAUCCGUACAUCAUCACCACUCGCUUCUCCCACGCAACAUCCAAACCUCACUCAAGAAGAUCCUCAAGCGUUUCCAUCAGUCAUCACCAAACUCACAACAAGAUGUCCGACCAAACAAUCCCAAACACCUCACCACAAGCAACCCCUCUCCCCCCAGCCCGCCUCAUAACAACAGGCCACACCAAGGACGGCACCUCUGUCUUCACCUCCGACGCCGUCCUCCCGCCAUUCCACCCCUUCGGCCCCCAAGCAAGCAGCUUCACCUCCUUCCACACAACCCCAUUCCUCCCAGCCUCCAACGCACCCAACGCCCCUCCGCAAACCCUAUCAACAUCUCUCCCACGCGCGCCAGCGGCGGGUACGUACUUUUGUCUCACGGAUUUCCCGCCGCGGUAUAAGGCGCCUAUGCACCGGACUCUCAGCGUCGACUACGCGUGUGUGCUGGCUGGGGAGAUUGUGCUAAGGCUGGAUGGUGGGGAGGAGAAGGUUGUGGGGGCGGGGGAGGUUAUUGUUCAGGGAGGGGUGAAUCAUGAGUGGGUCAAUGCUUCGGAUGGGUUUACGAGGGUUUUGUUUGUCAUGGUUGGGGCUGAGGCUGUGGUUCUUGAUGAUGGGCGAAGAUUGGAGGAGACGGUCUUCAAGAAAAAGGGGUAGAUAUCAGGGGCUAUAGUGACGGCGCUUCAAAGGUACAUUCUUAAUCCAUUGAUCGUUGCCGUUUCUCA
Colletotrichum acutatum is the source of this 800-nucleotide messenger RNA. RefSeq lists its product as uncharacterized. The transcript has a single exon. The record is from RefSeq and is a predicted model, not a curated record. The coding region runs from base 184 to 732 and encodes 182 amino acids. Lineage: Eukaryota; Fungi; Ascomycota; Sordariomycetes; Glomerellales; Glomerellaceae.